AUGCCCUGCACCUGCCCCCGCACGCACUCUACCCUCAAGCGCUACGGCGGCGGCCUUCUCGUGCUCGCCGCCGUGCCCACCAUCGCAGUCGCCGGCGCGGCCCUCGCGCUCCCCGCCAUCGGGUUUGCCAGCACCGGCGUCGUUGGAGGGAGCAUCGCCGCAGGCCUCCAGUCCGUCGUGUACGGCGGCGCGACUGGCGGCAUGUUCGCCGCACUCCAGUCCGCGGGCGCGACCGUGGUCGCGCCCGCCGCCGCCCACGUCGUCGCUGCCGCUAGCUCCGCCGGUCUCGGAUUCGGCAUCCUCGCCAGCGACGGGAGCGGGGCGGCGGAGAAGGGCAAUGGCUCGCGGGGCGCAGCGGAUGGGGAAGACGAGAUGUGCGCGUGCGACGGCGGCUUCCUGGGCAUCAUCCUCCUGCUAAUCGACCCUACCAAAAUUGGUACCCUCUUCUACAUCAUCGCCCGAUGGAUCCUCUCCCUCCUCUCCCGCCUUCCCACCGACGCACUCCUCGCCAAGUGGCGCCACGCCUUCCGCCGCAUCCUCGCCGCCGCCAUGGACUACGUCUGCUGGGACAAGCUCAAGGACGCGCUCUUCGCGCUCAGCAGCCUGCUCCUCAUGCUUGGGAUCCUCGCUGCUAGUAUUUAUCUCGUUGGCUUCAGGCGCGUCGGGGUCGCCGUAGGGAGCAUCGCCGCGUUCAUACAGUCCGUCUUCUACGGCGCCGCGACCGGCGGGCUCUUCUCCGUCUUCCAAUGCGUGGGGACGAUGCUCCACCCCGCCGUGAUCGUGGGGCUCCUCGUCGCGGGGGUUGACUGGCACGUCGAGCUGCUCGCCCCGCACGGCGAGUCGCGCGCGGACUGGGAGGCACGACACAUGCGGGGCCAGGCGCGGACCAGUUUCGGGGUGCUCGAGCAGCCGGUGCGGCUCGUGCGGCGGCGGCGGCGGCGGGCGUGA
Molecule: messenger RNA, 948 nt
Organism: Epithele typhae
Lineage: Eukaryota; Fungi; Basidiomycota; Agaricomycetes; Polyporales; Epitheliaceae
Exons: 6
Coding region: 1-948 (315 amino acids)
Source: RefSeq, a predicted model, not a curated record